AGAGGUAUUUUUGAUUUUGUGAAUUAAUAAUGGCCCAAAAUGCUUCCAGUUCAUUGAAAAAAUCAUGUUGUCUUUGUUGAUUUCUUAAUGGUGCCGCUAUUAUAAGAAACGACCGAAACCACCAACCAUUGUAAUAAAGAUAGAGAAAGACAACUUCCUUAAGAUCAACCUAUCUAUUUUUGUAUUUGCUUCGUUUAGAAAGCUCAUUUCAGUCACAAUGGGUACAAAUACAGGGCAAGUAAUGACUUUAUGUAACAGCAUAAUUGGUGUUAGUAUUCUUGCAAUGCCAUUCUGUUUCAAGCAGUGCGGCAUCAUUCUUUCCAUUUUACUACUGUGUUUAAGUAGUAUACUUUCCCGUUUUGCCUGUCAUUUUUUGUUAAAGUCUGCUGUUAUAACCAGAAGAAAAAAUUACGAAUUUCUAGCUUUUCAUGUGUUUGGCUCAUCUGGCAAGCUAGGAGUUGAACUUGCUAUCAUAGGUUUUCUUUUAGGGACAUGUAUAGCCUUUUUUGUUGUCAUGGGCGAUUUGGGUCCUGACAUUGUCUCCUCUGUUAUGGGACUUCAUAGAACUGAUACUUUAAGGACUAGCAUUUUAGUUGGUGUCGCAUUUUUUGUUGUACUCCCUCUCGGUCUCCUUCGGAAUGUUGAUAGUUUAAGUUCCAUCUGCACUGCUACCUUUGCAUUCUAUCUGUGCUUGGUACUAAAAGUUAUGGGAGAAGCUGCUGGACCCUUGGUUAUGGGCACGUGGCUUAAUGAUGUCAAUUUUUGGAGACCAGAAGGAAUUUUGCAGUGCUCACCAAUUUUCUCUAUGGCUCUGUUUUGCCAAACACAAUUAUUUGAAAUUUUUAACACAGUACCCAAUGUUGCCCUUGAUAAGUUAAACUCUGUUGUUCGUGUUGCAAUCAAUCUGUGCACUGCUGUUUACAUAUCCGUUGGCUUCUUUGGCUAUGUGGCGUUUAGCAAAGAGAAUAUUACAGGCAAUAUUUUAGUCAGCCUAUCUGAGAACAUAAGCAGUGAAGUUAUAAAAUUAGGAUUUCUACUUUCUAUAGCAGUCAGCUUUCCUUUAGUUAUCUUUCCAUGUAGAGCAAGUUUGUACUCUCUUCUCUAUAGGAGUGCCCAACCUCCUUUACAUGAUAUUGGCACCUCUCAUGUACCAGAAGGCAGAUUUAAACUUCUCACUUUCUGUAUAGUAGGGAUCUCACUGUUACUAGGGCUUAUGCUCCCAAAUAUAGAAAGAGUUCUUGGAAUCAUUGGUUCAACGAUUGGAGUCACAAUUUGCAUCAUAACUCCAUCUCUUCUUCUUGGGAACACUGCACGUCACUCUAAAGAUAGACUUCUUAGUCAGAUAAUUUUGUGGUCUGGAGCUAUAAUUAUGAUUUUGGGAACUUAUGCUCACAUUCUGAAUGGACAAACAAAUGGGACAGAUCCUGGACUAGAACAAGCUGCCAAUCGCAUUUUAGAUCAUGCUGUUGAUCGUCUAAAUGAGCAGUCUCCAGAAAGCAUUGCAUUUCACCCGCUUCCCAGUGAAGAGAAAAUCAAAAAACUAAUAGAGACUUCUGACAGAAUAGUGAGGCAUAAACAUCCUAAAAGCCUUGAUGACUUCGGCAAAAUUGCAAUGAACAUUGAAAAGUCAUCUCUUACUAAGACUGGUGAAGUUAAUUCAGCCUCAUCGAAAUUAGUGGAAAAUUCCAACUCAAUGGACAAAGUUGGUGCAAAACUUGUUCAAGCUAGUGAUAAACUUCAAGAACCGCCUGUCCCAGCAGACACUGGUGAAAAACAACAAGAGCCGCCAGAGCCCGUUGAGGCAGUAGCUAAGCCAGUUAGUGCCUUGCCCAUAGUACCCAUUAUACCUGCCCCUGUACCAAGUAGUGAAAGUGUUAUAAAUGUACCUAAACAAACUAAAACAGAAAUGAAAACGAAUGACCAAUUGAAUUCUCAGAAAAGCAAAUCAGCCUCAGCUGGUAAUGCUGAGCAAGUAAAUCUAGAUGCGAUUCGCCAUGAAGAUGCAGAGUCAGCGCUUGAGGCCAGGGACGAAAAAAGCAAGACUGUUUCGGAUAAAGUUGAUAAGAAGUUGAAUGAAGUUGAGGAACGUAAGAAAAAAGCAGAGGAGCAAAAACUUAUCAAAACUCUUCAAGAACACCAAGAAGUUCAAAGGGAUAUGCUGAAUGAGCAGCAGAGAAUCCUGAAAGAGCUCAAAAAGCAUGAGCAGGUUCACCAGCAAAAUUUGAAUGAAAUUGUUAAGGAUUCUUUUGACAAAGAACAAGUGUUGGCAAAAUUAAAUCCCAUAAAGAGUGAGAGUGGUCAGGCCGGCCAGGCUAAAUCAAUGGUAGAGGAACAGGGCAAUUCUAAAGUUUCGAUAAUACAAAAAACUGAAGACAAGAAUGUGGCCUCUCUAAAACAGUCUAAAACUGAAGAAAAUAAAGAGGCUCCUCAGGUACCUGGAAAUCCUUUAGAAGGUUUGAAGAAUUCACCAACCUUUGACAAGUUUAAAAUUAGGAAAAGCGAAGAAGCACUACAGGUACCUGGGAAUCCUGUAAAAGAUAAUCUACCCUUGCCCAAGAAAUCAAUUUUGGGGAGAGCAGGUUCUAUUCCAGUUGUGCCUUUGCCUCUUGCUUACAGUGCAAAGGUAUCCUCACCAGUUCCAUCAUUGAACAUAGCAUCUAAGCAGAUUGAUUCUAAGGCUGCUGCACGGGACAUAUUGGAAUCUGAACCACACCACUUAGAUCGAGAAAAGAGAGACUUAGAUGCUGAAAAAUCAGAGCAAGGUAAUAGCAAUGGGCUAGGGUUUCUAGGGCAAGCCAAAGACUUGGGAAACUUAGAUCAAUCAAAGGUUUCUACAGAGGAAGUGUUAAAGGAAUGUAAACCGAAGGAAAAAGACACGAAUUCACAUGACCAUAAGAGUGAGGAUUCUAAAAGUGAUUCAUCAAUACCUGAUCAAAAUGUUAUUUCUCAAUCAUUUACUGGAGAAAACAAUCCAAUUUCAAUAGGUGUUAGGGAUGCUGUGAAGGUGCCAGUACUUGAUCGUUAUAUAGACAAGAAAAAGGAAGAUCUCAAAGAGAGUAGAAAAAGUCAGCUUGUACCAAUUAUGGAGUUAAAAACUCCAUCAUCCAUAUCUGAGCCACAUGUAAGAAUUGAUACUAAUCUACAUGGAUCUCAAAAGUUUCCUGAUAGUGGGUUGUCUUUGUCUUCUUCAAAUGACUUGAAACUGGUUCAGAACAAAGAGAAUAAAUGAUAAAAUUAAACCUCAGUCAACAACAAAUAAUAAUAGAUAAUAACUUACAGAAUUUUGGCUGAGCCCCUCAUAAGUGUCAUUUUAGUUUCAUAAGCCAGAGUAUUGAAUCUGUGAAUAUAGAUUAUAGACUUAGACAACUUUUUAAUUGUUAUUAAUUUUUUAUUGAAUAUUUAAAAUCUCAGUACAUUAAUCCUGUGUAGUGACACUCUUAUUAAACUCUUUGUGAGAUGACUGACUGUUAACUAGUGUUUACUUCCUUAAGGCAUCUAGCAUUUGUGGAUAAAUAUCAACCUAAUUUAUUUAUUUAUAUUUUGUUGUCACUUUAAAAUUACGCAAUGUUAUUAAGUAGAGAGGAGCUAAAUAUUUGAAGUAUAGAUAACUCAAAAAGACGUAGUUUAGUUUGACCAAAGAAAUCAAGUAGAACCUUUGGGUUAAGAUUUGAGCAUUUAUGUAGCAAGUGUGUAGUAAUAUAUACACUGUCAAUUCUUCUUAGUAUGACCAUUGUUAUACGAGACUUUUCUGUUACCAUACAAACAACAUUGGGCCUGAGAGGAAUUACUCUAUAAAUACAGCAUUUGUUAUAUCUGGGAUUGUAUGAAUGAGGUGUGACUUUAUAUCAUUGCAUUGGUGUUGUUUAAAAACUUGCCUAUUUUGGAAUUGGUGGUAUCAUUUUGAAACAAUAUUUAAAAUGACUUGGGAAGAGGAAUUGAUUGAAUUUUGUUUGGUCUAGGGUGUGGCAAGAAUAACGUUGUGCUGUGAUUGAAAUGACUGAUGAAGAUUCAUUUUUGUUUUCUUCAUGAUCUCUAUUUCCCAAUAAUUGAUUGACAUUUUACACAUUUGUUUGUUUUGUAAAAACUUGUGUGAUUAUCUUACAAACAGCUCUUUUAUUUUAUCAUGGUGAUUACGAGUUACUGAAGCCUUUAGUGAGAAAACCUGUCAGCUAGUAUCACAUACUUGCAAGCUAGUGUUGUUAAAAUUUGAGUUGAUAAAACUGUCCUACUUUUCCAAGUGGGUGAAACUCAUCUAUGACCAUCAUGCAAAUCAUCAAUGGUGAAAUAAAAUGGUUAUAUUAACAGUAA
Molecule: messenger RNA, 4308 nt
Organism: Frankliniella occidentalis (western flower thrips)
Lineage: Eukaryota; Metazoa; Arthropoda; Insecta; Thysanoptera; Thripidae
Product: putative sodium-coupled neutral amino acid transporter 10
Exons: 12
Coding region: 218-3229 (1003 amino acids)
Biological process (GO): amino acid transmembrane transport
Molecular function (GO): amino acid transmembrane transporter activity
Source: RefSeq, a predicted model, not a curated record